GCUCAGUUAGAGAGCCCGCAGUCAGUAUAAAUGUACUGUUAGGCCAAAAACAAAGUCUAAAACUGAGAAAAGGCCAAGAAACCUGCAUUUGUGCUCCUCUGGAAAGCACUUUGGUCUAAUGAGGACCAUUUUGACCUGGCUUAAUGAGAACAAAAACAAAACAGACACACGCUGCAGAUUCCCAUUUUGAAAUCCUCAAAGAGGACAAAGUGUGCUGAACCUUUAGAGCUACUGGAUCCUGGAGUCUACUUACUCCACUUCAAAGUGAAAAAGAGGAUAAAAUCGACCACUUUCCUUACACAAAUAAAAUGAAAAUGAGAGUCAAUAUGUCCAGCGAUAACAUUCCAUUUACUCUGGGGAGAGAGUAGACUUGGGAGGAGUUAGAGGUACCACGGUUCUGCUGCUCUCCUCCUUGGAUCACAACGCAUUCGGGAGAGAGCCAGAAAGAAGUGAUGAAAGACGACGAGAGAGACCAGCAGUUGCCUCGUUCCUGAUCUUGAUAAGGCAUCAAACCUGCGGCAGUUUUUCUUCUGGACAAUGAAACCGGCAGGACCAGGGUUUUCUGGCAGUGAGGAACUGAAAUGAGACACCGAGACUGAACCCUUGAAUAAAGAAAACAAGGAGUGAGUAUCUGCCGGUGGUCAACAUGUCUGUGUGGAUGAUCCUUCCAGUCAGCCUACCAGUCUUCACCAUUACAGGAAUAUGGGUCGUAUAUGCAAUGGCCCUCUACAACCAGCAUGUCUGCCCUGUGCACAACUGGUUGUAUAAUGAGUCCUGCGAGGAACAGCUCCCAUCUCAAAGAGGACCUGAACUGUGCUGCACCCUGGACAACAUACCCCUCAUCAGUAAAUGUGGAACUCUGCCACCUGAAAGCUGUUUCUUCAGCCUCAUAUGCAGCACAGGAGCGUUCUUGGUGAUGCUAGUCACUCUGUUGCGUUACGCUCACGUGAUUGAGAAGCACCAGAACUGUGUUCUGAACAUGGCCAGCCUUUCCACUGGGUGGAUCUGUGCUGCUGGUCUCGCCAUGGUGGGAAACUUCCAGGUGGAUUUUGCCAAAGUCCUUCAUUAUGUAGGUGCUGGAGUGGCGUUCCCAUCCAGCAUGCUGUUUGUGAGCUUCCAAGCGGCUCUAACCUACAGAUUGGCCAAAACCCAGGAGGAGUAUUGGAUGGGUCACAUACGAGUGGGGAUGGCUCUGUUUGCACUGAUCGCCCUGGUGCUCAGUGGAGUUUUUUUCUGCCAGGAGAGUUUCUCCCUGCAGCACACCUCCGCCAUCUUUGAGUGGAUCUACUGCAUGGUCAUCAUGUUCUUCUAUGGGACGUUUGCCUUUGAGUUUGGAGGGGUGUCAGCCGACACCCUGAUUGUUCUCUCCAAAGGAGGGGGACUCCCCAGCUUCUCCCUCACUGCUCACAAGCCGGAGAUUAGCGGCGGGCCCGGCCACCACCAGGCAGAGAACCUGUCAAUCCUUUAAUGGAACCUCACUGGAGGUCACUGUGUAAAACAUGGAGGGAGACCCUAAUUGCUAUGCUCAUGUUGCACAUUCAGUAGCCUCAGCACCAGAGACACUCAUAGACUUGUAGUCUGCUACGCUGCGUAACAUUGCACAAUAUCACAAGUGCCCUCCUGAAGACAGAGGCCAGUUACGACCUAUACGUGUGGACACAGUUCUCGCUGUUUGUUUUACUUUGUCCUUAUGUAAUGAUCACCCUCUGAAUCCUCAGCUGGAGCUGCCUUUCAUCUGAACAAAUAUCUUCAAAAAGUGCCUCAGAUGUCUCUCAGAGUUGAAAUGUUCAGACACAGAGCCUGGGUAUUGUUUUCUGUCAGGAAGUUCUGUUACAUCACCACCUCGCACCCUUUCCGUCGACGCUAAGGUGAGGUUUUCCAAAAGCUUCAGACAAUGGGUGGACGUAACUGGGUGCCAAGAAUAAUUUUCUUUCAUCUGAAGUGGAUUUUCCAUCCAAAAUCUUCUGGUAUGAGUAUUUGUUUUUACUCUGAACAGCUCAUGUGAUUUGUUUUUCAGAUUAUAAUAUGCAGGCUAAUGCAACAUAAUGUCGAGGUAGAUGCCUCGAUUUUGCAUAUAAUCUCAGCUCUGUUGCAUAUUUGAUCUCAUCAGCUGUUGUUUUGAGAAAUAAAAUUCUGUAGAGAGCAUACAGACUAGAAAAUAA
This is a messenger RNA of Xiphophorus maculatus (southern platyfish), 2162 nucleotides long. Its product is annotated as transmembrane protein 150A-like. NCBI's taxonomy places the organism in Eukaryota, Metazoa, Chordata, Actinopteri, Cyprinodontiformes, Poeciliidae. The transcript is spliced from 8 exons. The coding region runs from base 647 to 1468 and encodes 273 amino acids. The record is from RefSeq and is a predicted model, not a curated record.